CGGCGCAACCAUCUUGUCUCUCGUGAGAACUGCCCAUCUCUCUCUCUCUCUCUCUCUCUCUCUCUCUCUCUCUCUCACGCCCGCCAAAGCGCAUGUGCGCAGGGUCGCUCGCUUUGGUCGCUGUGGCGUUGACGACGAUCUGUACUUCGCUGUAUAAUCUUCGUCAGACGGAGCUUGGUGACGUGGCGGCUGCAAAAGGCGAGCGAUCAGAUCGAUAGCGAUCCUGGUCUGGAGGUGGCACGACAGGUCUUCUGAUUGUCAAGUAUAGCCUUUGGUGGCGCGAAAGAGCACCAGCGCUUGGAGAGAGAGUGGGCGGCAACGAGCGACGAAUGACAAUUUGUCGAAGUUUGCGGGAGAUUGCAGAUGGGUCCCACCGACUGCGGUUAUAAGUCAUAUCUUGGCGGUCGGUGUACUUAAACCACUUCCUUCGUUAACUAUUUCCUCCUGUUGUAUAUGUUGCUUUGGGCCUGCUUGCGGACUGGGGCAAUCAAUGGGCUGUUGCGAUUUACAGAUCCGAAGUAGUGUAAGUUCUUGAGGGGUGGUGGUAGAUAGGGAUAAUCUUAGUCGCUGCGCUCAGUUGCCCGCCUGGUGAGGCCUGUUUUGCAUGUGGGUAUCGCCGAUUCCGGUGGGUGGGGUGGAAUUUGAGACCUAGUAAGUAUCAGCGAAUGCGUCCAGAAGACGCCACGUGUCUCCGUCUCGAUGAUGCCCGUCUGAAGGCGUCUCCCCACGUCUACUACUCUGGCUUCGAAGAGGUUUUCCUCCUCAAGGUGCGGUUCCUUUUCGCCCUUUUUUGUGUCAUUGACGUCAGGUAGCAUGCCCGCCGGCGCGCUCUGAGAACAAAAAAAAGGGCCUUAUUCGGUGUAUGCUUGCUUUCUUCUCAUCCGAGCAUAUCAUUAUCAUUCUGCGUUAUCCAAUGAAAAGGGCCUUAUUCGGUGUAUGCUUGCUUUCUUCUCAUCCGAGCAUAUCAUUAUCAUUCUGCGUUAUCCAAUGAUCGGAUAAUACUGUAAUAUACCCUUGUCCGUACUAACGAAUUCAACCAAUCGUUGUGGAACCUCUACCCCUGUCCGUACUAACGAAGUCAGGUCCGUUGGGAUCGGGACGCGACGCGGCGGGUUGCCGGCGUGAUCCUCUCCUCUCUCUCUCUCCCUCCAGGAGCAGAGCGAGGAGGAGAGCGCCAUGGGAGGUGACAUACGGACGAGCUUUUGAUGCGUGACACAAGAGAAGGAAGACGUGUUGUGGACGCGUGGUACAACAGAGAAGGACGGUAGAGGGAGAUCGUCGCGUGCCACUUGUUUUCAUUGAAUUCAUUCAUUUCUCCAUCUGGUUUCCAUCGAUUGUGUUCCUUUUCUGCUUGUUCUGUUUUUGUGUCUGGUAUAUUACGAUAUCGCCGUAAUCGCUGCUUGCUACCGGUAUCCCUUGCUGUCGAUCUCGAUCCAUACGGCUGCCGGUAUCCGGACCUCUGUGCAAUCGUAUGCGGUGAGCGGGUGAGUCACAGCUUGCCGCCGGGAUCCCUACGGCUUGUUUUUGUCCGUAGUUGUCCGGACGUACAUCUGGAGUCCAGCGAAGGUGUCGGCCUUUUCAUUCAGCUAGCGGCUUCAGCGGCAGAGUUUUUAUCUUUUUUUUUUUUUCCCCUGAUCAAAUGAGAGGGGGUAAGUCUGAUUACGCGUGUCGGCGUCUGCUGACAACGAUCCGCAGCAGAAGAUGAGAUAGAUAGAGAUAGAUAGAUAGAUAGAGAGAGAGAGAGAUAGAUAGAGAGAUAGAGAGAUAGAUAGAUAGAUAGAGAGAGAGAGAGAGAGAGAGAGAGAGAGAGAGAGAGAGAGAGAGAGAGAGAGAGAGAGAGAGAGAGAGCAAUUCGACCGGGUGUCCGUCGAAUUACCAUACUCUGAUUGGAUAAAAAGCCUGGGCAAAAAUCGUCGCUUGGAUCAAGUCCCGCCGGUGAGCUGAGGAGAGGAAGACGACGCUGCAUAGUUUUGGCAGAUUCUGUCUGAGAAGGCGAAAACGAAGUGAUUGAAUUGAUUGUGUUCUUGUGAGGGGGUCGAGCUGUAGCCGAUCUUGUUCAUUGCGUUUGGGUGAUUGGCUGUCUGUGAGGAUCGAAGGAAGGAGAAGGAGAGACGAGGACGACAGGAGGGAGAGGCAGGAUGGUCCUGGCCUUAGGCGCCGCGCAUAAUGCAUGGGGAUGGUAUCAACACCAGCUGGCGAAGAGGCCCAUGCGCACGCAGAUUGUGACAUCCGGCAUUCUCUGGGGUCUGGGAGAUGGAAUCGCCCAGCGCUUGGACGCUACGGUGGCCAUGGAGAAGAAGGUUAUCAAAGACGACCUUUGUUUAUCGUCUCCACAUCGUCGAGGAGAGAAGACCAAGGAACCAGAGUGGAUGAAUUGGCGGAGAUUGAUGACAACAAGUCUCUAUGGCGCUGCGUUCAUUGGACCUGUGGGUCAUCGCUGGUACGAAAGGUUGGACCUGAUUGUGACGCAGAACCUUUUGCUGAGGCCCAAUACCAUUAAUUUUAUUGCGGCAAAGUUGCUUGCGGAUACUUUGCUGUUCGGUCCUAUUCAUCUUGUUGCAUUUUUUGCGUUCACUGGACUCGCUGAAGGCAAGGCUGUCAGUCAGGUGAAGCGCGAAGUGGUCCGGGAUUUUGUCCCUGCAUUUCUUAUGGAGGGAACUUUCUGGCCCAUCGUUCAAGCAGCCAAUUUUCGGUUCGUUCCUGUGCGACACCAGUUGUUGUUUGUCAAUGCAUGUUGCCUUUUCGACAGCAUAUUUCUGUCCUGGUUAAAGCAUCAGGCAGAUGCUCCCUGGAAGAAAUGGCUGGCAUCCUCCUUCGGGGACAAGACAGCCACUGGGUGAGUGACCCUUGAUGACCUGUUGUUUCAAAACCGGCAGUACAAUGGCCAGGGCAGCUUGUAAAGUGAUUUGUGUGAAAUUCAAUGUCAAAAUUACAGUUCUGUUGUAGUGAAAAUUAAGAGGUAAUUGUGUACCGUAGGAGUCGGUCGGUUGUGUGUAAUGUUUGAAUGAAUGAUUGCUAUUGCCGAUGUGUUUAGGUAUCUGUUGAGAUGGGUGGAUGGAUGAAGUAUGGGUGCGUGGAUGGAUAUCUGUUGAGAUGGGUGGAUGGGUCUGUGGAUGGGUAAAAUUUAUAUGAGGCCUGGAGAAAUUUAAGCCCUCGUUUAUAGAUAGGCUGACCGUCAGGAACAAAGCGUAUUAGUAUGCGCAGUUCGUCCUGAUGGUUGGUGACAAGAGGGGUCACCAUUUAUGGAGGGUCUCCAUCGCGAUAGAUCUCAGAUUGAUGGAUGGGCAGGCGGGCGGAUGGACGGAUGGACGGAUGGAGGAUGGAGGAAAGGGUCAAGCGUUUAGGUGUGUAGGGUCUUGCAUAUGGAUGUGGUUUGCCCCCGUUCUUUUGUUUUCCUCUUUAUGGGUUUCAUCAUAGCAAUUUGCAGUUUGCCAAAUAAGGGGUCAGAUGAGGGUAGCUGUGUAGUCAUUGAAUAACAUGAUGACGGUUUUUUUUUUUUUUUUUUUUUUUUUUUUUUUUUUUUUUUUUUUUUUUUUUUUUUUUUUUUUUUUUUUUUUUUUUUUUUUUUUUUUCCAUUCAAUUGUUGAAUGAGCAAAACGUGUAUUUUGAUCUACUUUUCCAUUGAGCGAGGAGAGAGGUACUUGCCUGCGCUCCUUCACGUGGACGAAUUGAAAAUGUGUAAGUGAAUUGAAACUGGAAGCUUGUCUCGCGAGGUAAACUUUCUCUGCGUUUGCUUUGGUGAUGAGAUGGAAUUUGGAAACAGUCAUGGCAGGGAAUGACAAGUGAGGUGAUAUUCAUGUGUGUGUUUUGUGGAAUAUAGUCAUUUUGCUGGUACAAGUCUGAAUUCUGAGAGGUAAAAAAGAUUGAAUUUCAUUUGAUUUGGUGGUGGGUGCGAAGGAAAGGGCGCAGCGCAAACCUGCAUCACUGAAAUUCACUCGCGAAAGCUUGAAUAUG
Chara braunii is the source of this 3954-nucleotide messenger RNA. The record is from the annotation of a GenBank genome assembly. NCBI's taxonomy places the organism in Eukaryota, Viridiplantae, Streptophyta, Charophyceae, Charales, Characeae.